UUUGGAGGAAUGCUGGGCAAGAGAGCAGACCGAAUGGAGAUGUGAGAGCACUGUGAAGCUACAUGCACUCCUCUAUGGACGGACUUCGAUCUCUCCACUGACGACCCUUUCGAGUCCAUGGAAGCCACCUUCAAUAACUUCGGGCAGCAGAAUUCUAAUUUGACACAAAUGGAUUCUUCAUCUCCAUCCCCAAACCCAAUGUCACCCGUGCCAAUGAACAAUAGCAAUUCAACUAGUGCCCCAAGAUUUGGAACCGUCAUUCCUAAUCGUAUUUUUGUAGGAGGAAUUGAUUUUAAGACAAAUGAAAAUGAUCUAAGGAAUUUUUUUUCUCAGUAUGGAACAGUUAAAGAAGUCAAAAUAGUCAAUGACAGAGCAGGAGUUUCUAAGGGGUAUGGGUUUAUUACUUUUGAAACACAGGAAGACGCUCAAAAAAUUUUACAAGAGGCUGAAAAGUUGAAUUAUAAAGAUAAAAAACUCAACAUUGGCCCUGCAAUAAGAAAACAACAAGUGGGCAUUCCACGAACAAGUUUAAUGCCAGCAGCUGGAACCAUGUAUCUAACCACCUCAACUGGAUACCCAUAUACAUAUCACAAUGGAGUGGCUUAUUUUCAUAGCCCAGAAAUGACCUCAGUCCCACAACCUUGGCCUCCCCGCUCUAUUUCCAGCUCACCAGUAAUGGUGGCUCAUCAAGCUCAACCAAUUUAUCAGCAGCCAGCAUACCACUACCAGGCACCAGCUCAUUGUCUUGCAGGACAGUGGCAGUGGGGAUUGCCACAGUCACCAGCUUCUACAGCUCCUGUGUUAUAUCUACAACCACCUGAGAUGAUUUAUCAACCAAUGGUUGCCUCAGAUGGUGGAUGCGCACUUCCUCCUCUUCCAGUGAUGGAAGUCUCUAUGCCUGAGCCUUACACUGAUCAUGGUGUGCAAGCACCGUACCACCAAGUUUACACCCAAAGUCCUAUGGCAGUAGCAGCACCUGUAAUGCAACAGGAACAAGUUAAGGAAUCAAGGUUACAUCCUGUCAGAAGAAAUUUUUCUCAGCCGCCACCAGUUGGGAUAAAACCUCGUUACACUCGAAGUCCACAUUACCAUCUGAGGAAGGAAUACCGAGCUGAAGAUUCCAUCCUUACUCCACCUUCCUCAACUGAAUCUGUUAAGUAGAAGAGUUUAUAGUGCUAUUACCACAUUUGAAUACAUACAUGUAUGAAAGGAGACAUCCGGAUAAGUCUUAAUGUUAGAAGCUAUGUGUAAGAAAUGAUUCUUUGAGCUAUUCAGUUUUUUAAAAACUACUUGAAAUAGUGGAAGUAGGAUUAAGCAGGAUGGGUUUAAAUAUAUAGCCAAGGCAUCUUGGUUUGUAAAUUGGAAAAACAUGUUAUGUUAUCAAACAUGCCACUGUUAAUAUGUCUGAGCAUGUCUGCAUUUUAUACUUCAAACCGAAGAGAUUUUGCAGUAUACGUUGUUAGAACCUGACCAUUUUUAAGAAUCAUGGCUACAUUGUGAAUUCUUUAGAAUUUGCAAAUAAUCCAGACCAGCAUAAUAUGUGGCAGUGUGGUACAGAAUAGUAGUUAUGCUGAUUUUUGAAAAAUGCCUGGAGGCUGAAAGUGGAGAUUUAAUAAACUAGAAGGGAAAUGUAAACCUUCCAUUUUCAGCUUAAAGUCGCACCUCUAUUUUUAAGAAGUAUUGAUGUUGAUAUGUUUUUACACCUUUCCUUUGUAUUUAAGUUUUCCAUGUGAAUUCAUAUGGCCUAAAUUGUUUAUUUUUACCAUUUUGUGUUAUCUAUCUUUUUGUAAUGUUUUGUAAUAUUGUAUAUGUCGCAUUUAAAUUAUAAUGUUUAUUUAGACUGGGUUGUUUUUAACCCUUUCUCACUUGAUGCAGAGGUAUUACUUAGUGUGUACGGCUUGAGUAAAAAAAAAAGCCUUGAGUAUUGGACCACUUGCUUCUCUGCACAUGGUACCUUUUAUCGUAUUUGCAUUUAUACAUAUCCUUCCUAAAUGUCAUGUUUUAACGUAGUAGGACCGUAGUAUUAAUAUAGUAUAAUGUUGGAAGUAUUACUGUUUCAAUCUAGUUAUGCUGUUAUGUUUUAGCUUAGGUACAGUUAAGUAAGUCGUUAUUACUCUUUUUAGAUUUAAGGAGAAAAUUGGCCAAUAGGUGCAUCCUAAAUGGUCAAUUGGUGGCAUUAUAUAAACACUUUGCCUCAUAGCAGGAAAGUAUCUGAAUGAAUGUGUUCUGUUAUAAAUAAGUUUGCAAUUGCUCUUCCAAAUAUAAAGAUAGUCGAUCCUUAAACCAUAAUUUCAUCUUUAGCCUGUUUUCUUUGGGUUAUCUUGAAAUUCAAAAAAAACUGACCAAUAUCAAAAUGUAAUAGUAGGAAUAGGUAACGACUGUCAAUCCUAAAACCCAGCAAUGAAACAUAAUUUUAAGAAUGCAAAAUUUUACAAAGGGAAUGUCACUGUUGACUUAAUCAUCUGUAUGUUAAUAUCACUUUUCUGAGAGGUGAACUUUUUAUUGAGUAACUGCUGUGUCUUUUGCAUGUUUUGAAAAAAAAGCCUUUGCUAAACCAUGCAAACGACUGCAGGAUAGAGGAUUUUGAGGUAUUUUUCAAUAAAAUAAGAUUUCUUUGCAAAUUAGAAACCACUAGUUUAGUACUGAUUUGAGAGUUGAUAUCUAAAUUGAAAUUAAUAUUUCAAUAUCCCACUCCAUAUUUUGCAAUGUGUACCAUAAAAGUAAUGAUUUCAUAAAAAAAGUUGCGGUGUACACUAUAUACUGUACGGUAAACACAGCUAUGUCAUAACUUGACCUUCUUCAGUAAUUUCCUGUCAUUACAUGUAAGGUGUAGCCAUAUUAAUACUCAAGGAUUGGAAUAUACUCAUAAAUACCGCUCAAAACAGUCUUUCAAAAGUAUUGGAGCUAGUACUUUUGAUAUCAUCUGACUUGAGAUUGUUUUUUAGUAUCUAGUGAUUUCAUAACAUCAAGGUUUCUGAGACUCAGUAAAAUUCUACCUGGGUCUUAAUUUAUUUUAUUAAUUUAUUAAUAUAGUAUUCCAGAGUAUGUAGAAUUCGGCAAAUUGUUCAAUUCAAUUUAACUUUGAAGCAUGUUUUCUGUAGUUCUUGA
This is a messenger RNA of Callorhinchus milii (elephant shark), 3108 nucleotides long. Its product is annotated as protein boule-like. Gene Ontology annotation, molecular function: RNA binding. NCBI's taxonomy places the organism in Eukaryota, Metazoa, Chordata, Chondrichthyes, Chimaeriformes, Callorhinchidae. The record is from RefSeq and is a predicted model, not a curated record.